Molecule: messenger RNA, 5511 nt
Organism: Ctenocephalides felis (cat flea)
Lineage: Eukaryota; Metazoa; Arthropoda; Insecta; Siphonaptera; Pulicidae
Product: sodium channel protein 60E-like
Biological process (GO): neuronal action potential; membrane depolarization during action potential; sodium ion transmembrane transport
Cellular component (GO): voltage-gated sodium channel complex; plasma membrane
Molecular function (GO): voltage-gated sodium channel activity
Source: RefSeq, a predicted model, not a curated record
AUGGCGGGAACGGUAUUAGCAUCAUGUGGCCCGAUGAGUGUGUCAUUUUUCACCGUGGUUGUGUUUUUUGGUUCAUUCUACCUCAUAAACUUAAUGCUCGCCGUCGUCGCGCUGAGUUACGAAGAGGAAGCGGAAAUUACGCAAGAGGAACGUAAAAAAGAUCUUACAGAGCACAGAGAUGAUUCGACAUUUAGCUUCGAUCCUUCAUGUCUAGAUGUACGAAAAUUAGACAAAAAUUCUCAAAAAAGAAUAGAUGCCAGAAAAGGUGUACUUCUAGCUUCAUAUUCCAGGAAAAAAAUGAGGCGGAAGAAAAGAGGAAGACAUGAAGGAAAUGGCGGAAAUGGUAACGGUAUGAGAUCGGCGACACCAUCACCUUCGCCAUCUCCUCGUCGAGACGCCGUAGUAGCCGAAUCACAGGGACCACAAGAGAGAUCUGCUGAUACGCUGCAUCCGUGUAAUGCAUUAGGUCCUCAAUACCGUGGUCAAUUAGGACCCCAUAGCCGUCAAGCGAGUAGUAACAAUAGUGCUGGCAAUAAUCGCGAAUCUUCUUUAGAUGACAGUGGUGUAGAUGACCAUUGCGAUGAAGACGCUACUAGUGAAGACUUAGCGCCUGCUCAUUUACAAAAAGAAGUAACGCCAGUUACUGUGGCGUUAACACAGAAAAGACGGCCGAAUCGUGCGUUGCAACGGCGUCAACGCGAACAGAAAUUAAGGAAACAGCAAAUGUACAGCUUGCCGCCCGAAUAUAUGUCGCAAGUUGUAGUUAUAGAUGAUAUACCAGAUCGAAACUGUGCAAGAUGCGUUCAUUGUUGCAUAGAUUAUGCAGGAUGGUUACAAUUUCAACAAUGUCUCUAUAAUAUAGUAAGAGAUCCAUUAUUUGAAUUAGCUAUAACGAUAUGCAUUGUUCUCAACACCAUGUUUUUGGCCGUCGAACAUCAUGGAAUGAGCAAAAGCGUCGAACGAGCUUUAGAUAUUGGCAAUAAGGUUUUUACUUCCAUCUUCACUUUUGAGUGCUUCCUGAAAAUCCUAGCGUUAAGCAAGGAUUUUUUUCUGUGCGGGUGGAAUAUUUUUGAUCUUAUAGUCGUAUCCGGUAGUUUACUCGAUUUGAUAUUUGAACUUGUGGAUGGUCUAUCAGUAUUAAGAGGACUUAGACUAUUGCGAGUGUUAAAAUUAGCUCAGUCAUGGACGACAAUGAAAGUUUUGCUCAGUAUUAUAAUUUCAACAAUAGGAGCAUUGGGAAAUCUGAUUGUGUUAGUGAUAGUUAUUUAUAUUUUUGCUGUGAUUGGUAUGCAAUUAUUCUCAAAAGACUACACACCGGACAAGUUUUUUCCGGAUCCUGUUCCCAGGUGGAAUUUCAACGACUUCUUCCAUUCAUUCAUGAUGAUCUUCCGUAUUCUCUGCGGCGAGUGGAUAGAGCCGCUAUGGGACUGCAUGAGAGCUGAGGAGAAAGUAGGGGCUGGAUCUUGCUUUGCAAUUUUUCUACCAGCUCUCGUCAUGGGCAAUUUUAUGGUACUCAACUUGUUCUUGGCGUUGUUGCUCAACAGUUUCAACAGUGAGGAAUUGAAAAAUAAGAAGGAGGAAGUCGGUGAAGAUUCCAAAUUAGCUCGCAGUUUCGAACGAAUACGAUCCAUAGUACGCAAAAAACGAAGCAAAGAACGUUCAGAAAAUGAAAAAAAUACACAACUUGAACAAAUAGUAUUAGAUCAAGUCGUAGUCAGAAGAAGAAGAAGACGAGAUAACGUUGGAGAUGCUAGAAAAAUUGAUCCAGAAACAAGAUAUUCUAUAAUUUCUACCGGAAUACCGCACGAUCACAUUUAUAGUCACAGUUAUCACGAAGCCUUGAAAAGACCUGUAUCUGGUUCAGAUUUUCGUCAUAAAUUUGACCAGCAGGAACAGCAAGGUGAGAAAGCUCCAAAUCAACAACAACAACAAAAUGGAGACAAAAAUGCCGGAGCAGAUGUUCAUAGUAGUCAGGAAACUAUAAAGCAACUUGAAGAACCAGGAAUUUUACCAGAGGAUGAACACACGUCAGAAAAGCAAAGAUUGGUGCAAAAAUUGUCUUUUAGGUUGACGUCCGAGUAUGGCACACAGCAGAGCGAAAGUAAAGAUGAAAAUACUGAGUCAAUAGAAAUGCAACCUCUAAAUCCAACACCACAGCUUAAACCUCAAAUCGUACCAAAAUCCCGUACCUCAUCUGCCACAAAUACACCAACCCCUUCCAAAAAGCCCGUAGAAGCAGUAGCCUCGGACAAAGGCAAUGGCAAGAGACCAUGGUUGGCUUUGGUUUCUUACGUUGAUGAUCUGACUGUUGGAGGUCGCAGAGACUCUCAGGGUCAAUAUGCCGAUGGCAUGGGAGGUUUUCCUAGAUUUGGGAGAAAUAAACAAGCAAAAGUUCCCCAAGAUUGCUUUCCACAACACUGCUACCAGCGUUGUUCCUGUUGGGAAGCUUGUGCUGCCACCGAGACUGGACAGAAGUGGAACAGAAUCCGGGCGUCAAUUCUUUCAGUUGUUGAUACUCCUGCAUUUGAAUGGUUCAUAUUAGUGUUGAUUUUUGCAUCAAGCAUCACAUUGUGUUUUGAAGAUAUUUAUUUAGAAGGGAACAAACCGUUGAUCGAAAUAUUAUAUUGGACUAAUUUAGCGUUCUGUUUAAUUUUUACUAUUGAAAUGGUACUGAAGUGGAUGGCGUUUGGUUUUCAGAAGUAUUUCACGAGUUUUUGGACUAUUUUGGAUUUUAUAAUUGUUUUUGUAUCAGUCUUUAGUUUACUAAUAGAAGAAAAUGAAAACUUAAAAGUGCUUAGAUCUCUUCGUACUUUAAGAGCCCUGCGUCCACUUCGAGCAAUUUCCCGCUGGCAGGGAAUGCGAAUUGUAGUAAAUGCUUUGAUGUAUGCCAUACCCAGCAUUUUCAAUGUACUACUUGUGUGUUUAGUCUUUUGGUUAAUAUUUUCCAUUAUGGGUGUGCAAUUUUUUGGAGGAAAAUUUUUUAAGUGCCUGGAUGACGAUAUGGAAAUAUUACCUGUAUCGAUUGUAAAUGAUAAGUGGGAAUGCGAGGAGAAAAAUUUUACGUGGAAGAAUUCAAAAAUAACUUUUGAUCACGUUGGGGCUGGAUAUCUAGCAUUAUUUCAAGUGGCAACUUUUGAAGGAUGGAUGGAAGUUAUGGCAGAUGCAGUGGAUGCACGUGGAGUAGAUUUACAACCUGAUCGAGAGGCUAAUCUUUAUGCUUAUCUUUAUUUUGUUAUUUUUAUUGUGUGCGGUUCGUUCUUCACUCUUAACCUAUUUAUUGGAGUAAUUAUAGAUAAUUUCAAUAUGUUAAAGAAAAGGUAUGAAGGAGGUGUUCUGGAAAUGUUUCUCACAGAAAGUCAAAAACAUUAUUACACAGCGAUGAAAAAGCUCGGUCGGAAGAAACCGCAAAAAGUGAUCAAGAGACCCAUUAAUCAAUUUCUAGCAUUUUUCUACGAUAUCAGCAACUCCAGAAGAUUCGAAAUUCUCAUAUUCAUAUUAAUAUUUCUAAAUAUGCUCACAAUGGGUAUUGAACAUUAUGGUCAACCAGAUAUCGUGUAUACAAUUUUGGAUGUCAGCAACGCUUUUUUCACUACAGUCUUCAGUUUAGAAGCGAUAGUGAAGAUGAUAGGUUUACGUUGGCAUUACUUCACAGUUCCUUGGAAUUUGUUUGACUUUUUAUUAGUUUUAGCAAGUAUACUUGGUAUUUUAAUGGAAGACAUCAUGAUUGAUUUACCAGUUAGUCCUACACUUUUACGAGUUGUACGAGUCUUCAGGAUUGGAAGAAUUCUUCGAUUGAUAAAGGCUGCGAAAGGCAUAAGAAAAUUACUCUUUGCCCUUGUAGUAUCUUUGCCAGCACUGUUCAACAUUGGCGCUUUGUUGGCUUUAAUAACUUUUAUUUAUGCCAUAAUAGGCAUGUCUUUAUUUGGCCAUGUGCGGACUCAAGGCGCCCUCGAUGACAUGGUGAACUUCCAAACAUUUGGACGUAGUAUGCAACUGUUAUUUCGUUUAAUGACUUCGGCAGGUUGGAACGAUGUUCUAGAAUCUUUAAUGAUCCAACCGCCGAUAUGCGAUCCAUAUUAUAAUGGUUUGUCAAAUGGUGAUUGUGGCUAUCCAUUGCUGGCCAUCACAUAUUUUACGAGUUUUAUUAUCAUUAGUUAUAUGAUAGUGAUAAACAUGUAUAUAGCUAUUAUUCUAGAGAAUUUCAAUCAAGCACAUCAAGAGGAAGAGAUCGGAAUUGUUGAAGACGAUUUGGAAAUGUUCUACAUUAGAUGGUCUAAAUACGACCCUCAUGCAACACAGUUUAUAGGUUUCAAUCAGUUAUCAGAUUUCAUAGCAUCAUUAGAUCCUCCUUUGGGUAUCAGCAAGCCUAAUACAGUUGCUUUGGUCAGUUUCAACUUACCUAUAGCCAAGGGCGACAAAAUUCAUUGUCUGGAUAUCUUGCAUGCUUUGGUAAAACACGUCCUAGGUCAUGUUGAAGAAACCGACGAUUUCAGACAAUUACAAGACCAAAUGGACGUAAAAUUCAAAAAACAAUUCCCUACUAGGAAAGAACUAGAAAUCGUAUCAUCCACCAGACUUUGGAAACGAGAAGAUAAGGCAGCAAGGUUGAUUCAGAAGACUUUUAGAGAGUACGUGAAAUGGAAACAAGAACGAGAUCGUGAUAACACGGAAUGCGAUGAUGAAGUAACUCAGACGUCCAGUCCUGGUGGCUGGCAAGGCCGUCUCAGCGCCUUCCUGCACGUUCAUCGCGGAUCCAGGGCGAGUUCGCGAAAAAGCUCACGGGCUAGCGAUGCCAGCGAUCUUAGCGAAUUAGGAGGGGCUUGGUUAAAUCUGCCAUUGAUGUUACUGAGUGGAGCAGUGCAAGCCGAAGAUGAUGGCAGUGGCCCAUCUAAAGAUGUCAGUAUCAUGGUGAGCGAACCUUCACCCGAUGCAUCUUCGCCGCCACUUGGAUCAUCUUUGCAGGCGAAAGAUAAAACUUCGGGUCGACGAAGAAGCUUUUAUAACUUUCCAUUUUUAUUAAAACAUCAAGAUGCCGUUGAGCAUGAAGAUGAAAAUUCACCAACCAGAAUAAGGUCUAAAUCAAAGUCACCCGAAAAAACUGUCUCCGCAUCAACUGAGAUUCUCCCCAUCGUGAGACGCACGGCCGGCAUAUUAGCGCCCGUAAAUGUCGAUCAGCACGUCAAGAGGGGAAGUCUGAUCCGCAGACGCCCGUUGGAGCGCGGCCUAUCUGGCCAACUGCGGCCGAGCGGCAGCUGCCUUCCCGUCUUCCCACUGUCUCAUACGGAACCCGUGGCUAGAACUCCGGACGUUAGUAUUUUAAUUACAGAACCAUCUCCUGAUACUGCAGUACCUCUUAGUACCAUAAACACGCCACAGGAUUCUGACCGAUCUUUGACGGACGAUGUUGUUCCUCCGCCUACGACUGUGGUUCAUGCAUUAGUUCACAGAGAAAGCGAGGAAUAUAGAUCACAAGAGGAUUUGAGAGAUCUAGAGAGGGAAAUUGAUAGUUGA